UCUUUUCCGAGUAGCCCCGAGACGCCAGCUCGCUUAUGCGAGGGACAGACUCUGCGCGCUCGGAGAAAUUCAGUCAGUCGGUCCGGGGAAAAGCCACACGCUGCAGCACCGGCCACUUUUUUCCAGCCGAUUUUUCCUGCGUAUGCAAGAGAUUAGAGCGCGCGUGGGAGAGCUAGUUGAUUCGCGACGUUCGAGUUAAACGCUUCGUGUGGGAUUUUAAGUGCGUGCGAGGCGCACUCGCUGAUGGUUUUCUGCGGAUUUGAGAGAUAAGCGAACGUUUGGUGAUAGAAAAAAGUCGAGUAAUCAAGAUAGAAAUUCAACACCGGACCAAUGAAUUAGCGCACGCGAGACGAUCGAAGAGCCGAUUUUUUACUGAUAAGUGCGGAAAUGGCAGCGAAAAGCCGCGAGCUUUUCUUAGCAGCGCUGCUGCUGCUGCUGCUGAGCACUUGCGCGUUGGUUCACUGUCUCGAUGCCGAUAAAAUCGAGGCUCCGAAAUCGCUGCCAGAAGCGGAGAAAGAUUUUCCAGCAGAGCAUCUGAUAGAAGCCGAGAACGAUGAGGAGCGCAAGCUCGGCAAAAGAGUCGUCAACUGGUCUGCCUGGCAGAAACAAAAGGAGCAGCUGAAUCGAUCGCCGUAUCAACAAUCCGCUAGUCAACAGGGUAGUUUAGCUCAGUACACCAACGGCGGCCACGGCUACGAGUUUCAUCGUCAGAAUCCGUCGAUCCCAGUCGGAAAUCCCGACGUCAAGUGGACGUCGUUGCAUCACGGACACAACGAGUUCAGCCAAGGCUACGAUGAUAAAGAGGACGACGAGUGGUACGAGGGCAUAUCCAGUGAAAGCACGAAACCUCGGAAAGAGAAGCUGCCGAAAAGCCCAGCUGACCACUCGGACAUGGUAGCGAAGUACGACGUGGCCCGUGGCGUCCAAUGUCCGAGUGCCGACGCGACCGGUAUCUUCGUCUACCCGCCUGAUUGCAAGUUCUACGUGACCUGCUGGAACGGUCGAGCUUUCGUCCAGCCUUGUGCUCCGGGCACGCUCUUCAGUCCGGACAGUCUCGAGUGCGAUUUCCCCGACAAGGUCAAGUGCUACGGCGGCGAGAUCGCCGAUUUCCCGGGAGUCGAUGUCGAUCAUCUGGACGAAUCGGCGGGAGUGAGGGAACCGCUGCUUAAUGGAGGCCACAGUGCCAGAUACGAGGCUCAAGGACAGCUGGAGCCAUCGUGUCCACCAAAUAUGAACGGUCUGCUGGAUCAUCCAUCGGAUUGCGCCAAGUUCCUCCAGUGCGCGAACGGCCAAACUUACGUUAUGAGCUGUGGUCCCGGAAGCGUGUUCAACCCUAUGACGACCGUUUGCGACCACCCGCGCAACGUCCCGGGCUGCGAAGACGCUGCAGCAGUGGACGACGACGGCGAAUAUUCCGGUACACAGCAACCGCCAAUCGAUCACGAUUACGCUGGAUCCAGCAGCUUGCACACUUCGGUUAAGCCGACGAGUCACGGUUCCGUACGAACGGCAAAGAAAGUAGAGUGCCCGGCUGAGUUCAGCGGACUUCUACCUCACCCAGAGACCUGCGCGAAGUUCCUGCAGUGCGCCAAUGGAGCCACGUACGUGAUGGACUGUGGACCUGGAACGGUCUUCAAUCCCUUGACGACGGUGUGCGAUUGGCCCUACAACGUUCCCGGAUGUGGUGCUAAAAAAAAUCCAGCUCAACAGUCGGCGAACAAUUCCCCGAGUUACGAGCAGCCGGGUUUGAGCACUUACCCUUCGCAUACCACUCACAAUCAAAACUGGAAUGCGCAAGGACACAAUCAACAAGGUAUCUCUGGCGUCACGGUGAAUCAUCAAGGCAGUGCAACGACUAAUCAAGGUUACGGUCAUCAAGGAUCGGUCAACAGUCAAGGCUAUGGGCAUCAAGGACAUUACGGUGGAUCAUCAACCACACAGGGCCAUCAAGGACAGCACGGCGGAUCGGUAGGCCAUCACGGACAGUUCGCUGGACAAGGCAAUACCCAAGGUUACGGUCAUCAAGGACACUUUGCUGGCUCGUCAACGAAUCAACAGGGCUACGUUGAAUCUGGUAGUCAACACGGUUACAAUCACCAGAGCAACUACGGAACAUCAAGCUCAAACCAAUGGCAUCGGGAAGGAACUGAUCAGUCUUAUUAUGACUCGCAAUAUCAAGGAUCUUCCUUGAAUCCUGCUAGUCAGCAUCACGAUCAUCACGGUCACCAUUCUGGAAGUGGUGACUCCAAUUUCGGACAUCAGGUUCCUCAUCACGGACAAUAUCAAACGACUACCUAUCCCUACAAACUUGACGUUCGCGGAUCAUACCCUGAUCCAAAUCUGCAGCAUCCAACCCAGCCAAGCCACCCUAUCAACGGUCACGCCUACCCUUACAAUCCUCAAGGCUCCAAUAAAAAUCAACCAAAACCAGCCAAAAGUCAGCCAUCAGAUCCAGAAUCUUCAAGCGAAGAAGAACAUCCCGGUCAGAAUCAAGGACAAGCCUGGGCCGUUCCCGGUGGCAGUCCUCGACCAGGCGCUCAAACCGAGAAGCCCUGGGUCAUGCGAAUACCCAACGACAGACGCAACUACAGCCGAACCCACGACAGGUGGCCGACCAACUCUGGAACGGGUAACAAGUGGAGUACGUCCGAGUCAUCUCAGCCAAAGCCCGGCGGCACCUUACAACCGAGCACCUGGCGAGGCAUGGGUCCUGGCUUUGAAAACAGGCCAAGCAUUCCAGGUCGAGGACACCCCGUCAUCAGCGAAGGUGCCAACGUAUUGACCACUAAUGACAAACCAUACGAGAGACCUUCGAAUCCCAACAUUCAGGAUUCGCAUAACGGACAGUGGGCACCUGUCAGUACGCCGUCUCCAGUUUUGCUCCCACCUCACGAAAAUACGAAAAGCGUGCCUCCGGUAUUAAUUUACGCUAAUCCAAGGAUCAACGGCACACAAGGUCAUCCGAGUCCAGUGAUUAUUCAGGGUCACUCGAGAAUGAGGGAGCAACACGCUGGAGUACCCUCGCAGCAGGAGACGCCUCGAGCGCCAAAACAGGAUAAUUUCUUUCCGAGUGAAUUCCACCACGUGAUGGCCGUGCCAUCGCCACUGAGACCUACCACUUGGAAGCCCGAAGUGGUAUUUCCCAGCCAGAUGAAUAUAACUAUGAUUACGAGCAUGCAAGUGGAGGAACCGAAACCAAUACGUCCAAAAGUCAACGAUCCAGAGUCUCUAGAUUCUCAGGAAAGAAACAAAGAAUUCAUUUACAAUCGCUCGCCUCUCGAACCAGAUCUACCGACAGUUUCGAUCGAGCUCGAGGAAGACUGGAACUCUUCUUUACCAUUACCCUCAGAAAAACCAAGUUCGCCCAGAGGAGACAGCUACGAAAGAAAAUUCGCGCCUACGGAAAAAGACGUGGACGAAGAUUCAGCUGACACCGAAGAUUUCACCGUAGAGGUGGAGACAUCGGACGGAACGAAACCUUGGAAACCUCAGCUCGUAUUUCCGAAUAAAGCGAAGGCUAAUCCAAGGGAGGAAAAAUCGGUAGUCAUGAGAAUCGGUAGUAACAACAACAACAACAAGAGGAAGAACUUUCUAGAGGAUGUCGAGAUCGCGCCUUUCUUGGACGUGAUUUGUUUAGAGGAACCGCCGUUCCCGGCUGCUUACGCUCCGCCUCAAGUGAAAUCGUCAUCGUUGAUCAGCGGAUCCCACAAGCCAGGAGUACUUACUCCCCUAUCGGGACAGGCGAUCCGUCUGCGAGGUGGUCCCGAUCCAUCCGAGGGAUUCGUGGAGGUUCAGGGUAACAGACCUGGCUGGGGCGUGGUUUGCGACACACCCGACGGCUGGACCCUGAAGGAGGCUCACGUCGUCUGCAAACAGCUUGGCUACAGAAGGGGCGCAGCAAUGGCGUACCAAGGCCGCUCGAGAACUACCCUGGUUCCAAAGUGGAUCGCCGCGAACAGCGUCACCUGCCAAGGCAACGAGACCAAGUUCCAGAACUGCAAGUUCACUCACAAACCGGAGUGUCGAGUCGCAAAGGACGCGAUCGCGGUGCGCUGUCUGCCCCACCGCGUGGCUCACUGUCGCAAGGACGAGUUGGCUCACGACGGCCAGUGCUAUCACUUCGCCGAGGCUACCCAGGCUCUGAACCACGCCGAGGCCCACGAUUACUGUCAACGCAGAGGCUCGAGGCUGAUCGACGUGGUCGAUCAGGCGGAGCACGAUUUCAUCUCGGAGAUGCUUAUGCAGAGCCAACCUCACGUAGACUCGGUCAUGACAGCUGGUAUGGGAUUCACCACGUUGAAUAAGACCAUCUGGAUGUGGGAGGACUCGAGCGUUGCCAAGUUCAAAUUCAGCAAAUGGUGGCCAGGAUGGGAGGGUGACAGAAAGACAGCGCCGUUCGCCGGUACUCGUCCGGUUUGCAUAAUCCUGACGAGAAAGUUCCCCUGCCACGAUCGCCAGGAGAACCACUGCAAGACCGACCACUUCUUCUGGGACGUCGAGGACUGCGCCAGUUCGAACAAGGGUCGAGCCUUCAUCUGCGAGCGAGCUUUCGAAGAGAUCGGCUGCGUUUACGGAAACGGUAACCAGUACUUCGGCAAUGCGAGUGUCGCUGCGUCGGGACGGGACUGCCUCUCCUGGUCCGACCCUCAAGUAUCUCGUUCUCUGAUGAACAAGAUCACGAGCAAGGAAGCCCGCGAAAAACUGCAAUCCCACAACUUCUGCCGGAAUCCAAACCCCAACAAAGAAUCAAGACCCUGGUGCUUCACCGGCCCUCGGGGCGAGUACGAGUACUGCGACAUACCCUACUGCGGCAAGAUACUUUCGAAAAAAGCACACCUGACCGGCAGCUGCAAGCCGAAGCACUUCGAGUGCUCACCCGGCGAGUGCAUCCCCUCGCCUUGGGUCUGCGACGGCCAGGAGGACUGCACCAACGGAGCCGACGAGCGCAAGUGUUCCUCUCACAUAAACUUCUUCAAGAAGUACGCCAAGCACAGGCUCGACGGAUACGAGGUCGAGAAGUGGCUCAACACACCGGCCAAGACCUGCGCCUUACGAUGCAAAGAGGCGGACUUUACCUGCCGCUCUUUCACCCACCAGGCCGACGGCAACGUGUGCUACCUGUCGGACAGCAACAUCGGCAUGACGGGAGCUUUGGUAUCAAGCGGUGAACACGACUACUACGAGAUGCGCGACCACACCUUGGACUGCGAGGACAUGUUCGUCUGCGCGAACCAGAAGUGCAUCAAUCAGACGAAGGUCUGCGACGGCAAGAACGACUGCUUGGAUCGUUCCGACGAGAAGAUCUGCACCGCGGAGAACCUUGACUACGGGAUCAGACUGGGGGGAGCGAAUUCGAGUCACGAGGGCAGGAUCGAAGUCAAGAUUUUCGGAAAAUGGGGACAGGUCUGCGACGACGGCUUCGACAUGAUCGACGCCAACGUCGUUUGUCGCGAGCUGGGAUUCAGCCUUGGAGCUUUGGAGGUACGACCUGGUGGAUUCUACGGAAAUCUAAAUCCACCGGAUCUUUUCAUAGUCGAUCAGCUCAAGUGUAGGGGAAACGAGAGCAGCAUCAGAGAAUGCGAUUUCGAAGGAUGGGGCAAGCACAAUUGCGAGCCGGAAGAAGCGGUGGGCGUCGUUUGCAAAACCGACGUGGACACCUGUCAGGAGGGCCACUGGAAGUGCGACAACUCGCCCAUGUGCAUCCCUACGCCGUUCAUCUGCGACGAGGUGUCGGACUGCCCCGACGGAUCCGACGAAAGCUCGGCCCACUGCGAUGCUCCAUUCGAACUGCGUCUGGCAAACGGCAGCAGUCCCAUGCAGGGCAGAGUCGAGAUCCGUCAUCACGGAAUCUGGGGUACCGUCUGCGACGACGACUUCUCCAACGCCACGGCAAAGGUCAUCUGUCGCUCUCUGGGAUACGGGGGACCGGCUAUGGUGAAGAAGGACGGCUACUUCGGACCUGGCACUGGUCCCAUUUGGCUGGACGAGGUAUUCUGCUUCGGCAACGAGACCCAGCUGUACAAGUGCGAGCACGACCACUGGGGCAGGCACAACUGCGACCACGCGGAGGACGCCGGGGUGAUCUGCAGCGCUGGGCCCGUACCGGCCGAAUACGAGAGCGGCAGCGGCGGAGCCGAGGACCGAGAGGCAAGAAUCGCCACGGAGCUGAACAUCGACGAUCUCCUGCCAACCGAAUGCGGCAAACGACUCGAGGACUUUGCCGAGGACGACGAGCUCAUCUUCGAGAGGGUCGUGCGAAGCUCCGUCGCGCCGCGCGGAUCCUAUCCCUGGCAGGCGAGUAUACGAGUGAGGGGACACAGUAAAUCAAGCCACUGGUGCGGAGCCGUCGUUCUGUCGCCGCUUCACGUUCUCACCGCUGCCCACUGCCUCGAGGGAUACAACAAGGGGACGUACUUUGUACGCGCCGGAGAUUACAACACGGAGGUCGACGAGGGCACGGAAGCCGAAGCCAACAUCGAGGACUACUACAUCCACGAGGACUUCCGCAAGGGCCAUCGUCUCAACAACGACAUCGCCGUGGUGCUGCUCAAAGGUAGGGGCAUACCUCUGGGAAGAAACGUCAUGCCGAUCUGCCUGCCCUACGAGAACAUCGAGUAUCCAGCCGGUCUCAACUGUACGAUCAGCGGUUUUGGCAGCGUCGAAGCUGGAUCGUCCACUCACUCGCGGAAACUGAGGUUCGGCUGGGUACCACUACUCGACCAGUCGGUCUGUAAGGCAGACUACGUUUACGGCCAGUCGUCGAUCACCGACGGCAUGAUCUGCGCGGGACACCUGGACGGUGGACCUGACACUUGCGACGGUGACUCAGGCGGACCGUUAGCUUGCCAGCACAAUGGCGCAUUCACGCUUUACGGAUUGACCAGCUGGGGACAGCACUGCGGAAGAGUCAACAAGCCGGGUGUUUACGUCAGAAUUGCACAUUACAGAAAGUGGAUCGAUCAGAAGAUCAGAGAGUCGCUGAUUGGCCGAUAAUCGACUACGCGUUUAUUGUAAUGUACUUUAGGAUCGAUUUUUGUAAUGUUUGAAAAGCCGGUUACUUCGAUCUUGUAAUCGAUCGCUUUCUUUAUAACAAAUAUCAUUGCUUACGUCGGUAUAGUUGGUAGAUAUAAACUAUUACUUAAAUAAUUUUAUGAUAUUCAUUCGAUCUAGUAAGCAUUAUAGUAUAUGGUGACAGUUAGUUCAAUCUUGAACGUUCUCUGAAGCUAUGCCUUGUUUAACGUGAUUUUAUCCAAAGUUGUAUGCGAAUAUAGAAAAGCUAUUUUUGUACGUAAUAGUUAAUAUUAAAAAAAAAAAAUUAUACAUUAGAAUUAAAGACUGCUAUAUCCCUCCCUAUAGUUAUUAUUACAAAGACGAAAUCGUAAAUGCGUGAAUCAUGCAAAUGUAAUGCCCUCGAUCGUAUAGAUUUAAGGUUUUUAUAAUAAACGGAUAGUUAUCUUCUUGUAUCCAUUAAAAAAUUUUCCAUUAUAUGAUCUUGUUUACCACCGUAAUCUUGACCAUUUUUCCGUCAUUCAAACUUGCAGCUAAUUGACAAGAUAACAAUACAAGCCGUAAAGUACCUUUAAUAGCACAAAAACAGCUGACGAGAAAUUUUCAUCCAUCAGAUAAGGCUUAUCAGUUUUUACAGGUUUUUAGUUAUCAUAUGCUUUCAAGUAUAAUUGUCUAUAUGAAAUUUGUUAAAAAUUCUAAAUUUUUAUUACCAGCAUAUUCUUCGCUAAUUUCGUUUAAAAAACAGAUUUAACAAAAAAAUAGCUGUAUUGCUACACGUUUUCUUAGAGCAUUGCGGAGGAGAAGUAAUUAUAUUCACAUAUGUAUAAGGAGUAGGAAAAAAAAAAAUAUGACAGUCGGUAUCUCAUAAACAAUGUUAUAGUGUGUCUUCUCGAAUCCGCUCGGGUCAUCGUCGCGUGAUAACCCGCAUGUAAAAUUAUACACAAGAGGUCUUGGAAGCUUGAAAUCCAUUUCUAUCUUUGAAAGAUGGACACUUGGCCUCCACUGCUUAUUUGUUACAAGCGUGCUUAUAGCCUUCUUCGAGCGAAAAAAAAAAGAUUCUUUAUCGAACUUUGAACCUUGUCUAUUCCUAGCCAUAUGCAAAAAUAUUGUUGACAUCGUUGUCACAAAGCUCAAGAACAUCGCAGAAAUACAUUACAGUGUGGAUAAGUAUACGUCACGUGCUCGAUAAACAUUCGUCUGUACUAAUCCGGCCUUUGGACUGGUGACUUCAUAAAUAUAUGCAUUCCUCAAUCGAACAUCUAAAACCUGACCAGACAAUUCAAUAAUCGUUCGGUAGAUAUAACACGAUAAGGCACGUCAUGUAUAGACAAAUGGAAAUUCAUUAUCUUAUGUUACCAGAAACGUGUCUUCCGCGAAAUGCGGACGAUAAAGAAUUUUCAUGGUUGUA
Messenger RNA from Nasonia vitripennis (jewel wasp), 8416 nucleotides. RefSeq lists its product as uncharacterized. The transcript has 27 exons. The record is from RefSeq and is a predicted model, not a curated record. Gene Ontology annotation, biological process: proteolysis. Gene Ontology annotation, molecular function: serine-type endopeptidase activity; chitin binding; protein binding. Gene Ontology annotation, cellular component: membrane; extracellular region. NCBI's taxonomy places the organism in Eukaryota, Metazoa, Arthropoda, Insecta, Hymenoptera, Pteromalidae. Bases 388 to 6993 code for a protein of 2201 amino acids.